Messenger RNA from Candoia aspera, 1141 nucleotides. Its product is annotated as procathepsin L-like. The coding region runs from base 7 to 1011 and encodes 334 amino acids. NCBI's taxonomy places the organism in Eukaryota, Metazoa, Chordata, Lepidosauria, Squamata, Candoiidae. The transcript is spliced from 7 exons. Gene Ontology annotation, biological process: positive regulation of apoptotic signaling pathway; immune response; positive regulation of peptidase activity. Gene Ontology annotation, molecular function: cysteine-type endopeptidase activator activity involved in apoptotic process; cysteine-type endopeptidase activity. The record is from RefSeq and is a predicted model, not a curated record. Gene Ontology annotation, cellular component: lysosome.
AAGACAAUGCCGUCCAUCCCGGUGGUGGCCCUGGCCUGGCUGGUCUCCCUGAGGACUUUGUCUGUGGCACUGGAUCCAACCCUGGAGGGGACAUGGAGAGACUGGAAGGCCACUCACAGCAAGGAAUACGCCGAGGAGGAAGAAGCCUUCCGAAGAGCUGUGUGGGAGGAGAAUCUGCGCAUGAUCCAAGACCAUAACAGCCAGGCCGACCUGGGGAAACACACCUACAGGCUCGGCAUGAACCACUUUGGCGAUUUGACUAAUGAAGAGACUAAUGAGAAGCUGAAUUGCUUCCGUCCUGACUUGGAUGAUGUGGCUCAGAAGAAUGUGGUCAUGUUCACAGCCUCAGAAAAUCUGCAGAUUCCUGACAGUGUGGACUGGCGAGCCAAAGGUUAUGUCACCGAGGUCAAAGAUCAGGGUGAAUGUGGAUCUUGCUGGUCCUUCAGCGCCACUGGAGCUCUGGAAGCUAUGCAUUUCAAGAAGACGGGGAAGCUGGUCUCGCUGAGCGAACAAAAUCUUAUUGACUGUUCUGUGAACCAGGGGACUAGCGGCUGCGAAGGCGGAUGGAUGCACGAAGCUUUUGAAUAUGUGCAGAAGCAAGGAGGGAUCAAUUCGGAGAAAAGCUACCCGUAUGAUGGAAAGGAUGAUUAUAGCUGUCGUUACGACCCUGAGAAUUCUGUUACCGGCUGUAGCUCAGUAGGACUUAUCUUGACAGGAGAUGAGGAAGGCCUCCAGCAGGCUGUCGGCACAGUUGGUCCAGUUUCGGUUGCAGUGGAUGCUCGGAGUUCUGAGUUUCACUUUUACAAGUCGGGCAUCUUUAAAAACCCCUGGCUUGGAGACCCAUAUUUGACUCAUGCUGUGCUGAUGGUUGGUUAUAACAGCUCCGGUUCCAAGUACUGGAUCUUGAAGAACAGCUGGUCCAGUUCUUGGGGUGAUCAAGGAUACAUGUUCUUGGCACAAGGAUCAAACCAAUGCGGCAUCGCCAACAUGGCUUGCUAUCCCAUUCCAUAACCAGCCAAGUGGGCAUCUGGACCAUUUGAGAAGCAAAGCUGACAGCCACCAAAAAGAAACCACUGCUUCCGAAGCUUCUGGAGAACUAGGAAGGAAAUGCUAGGAAAAUUAAUAAAUGCUUUUAGGCAAC